GCCGAAACAAAGUAAGUGAUCACAGUGGAAGAGGAUUUCUAAGAUACAUCAGACUACCCACAAAUCAAGCUUUAAAGCAAAAAUGGGUUGUGAGGAUGAAUAGAGAUUCACGAUCAUGGCAACCCAGCCUUAGUACAAGAGUUUGUACUGAUCAUUUUUUCCUGGAUGACUUUCAAGAGGGUGAUUUGGAACGAUAUCAUGCUCGAGCCAAUCCUGAAACUCGCACAUUGAUUCGCUUGAAAGUCGAUAGUGUACCAAAUACAGAUCGAAGGACUGGUAGUUUCGCCAACCCCCUAGUCCAAACAAUGUCAAAACGACCACCUCCUAAAGAAAGAUUAGUUGAAAUGCAACCGGCAGGGUCAACUGAUGGCAUAGAUAUUGAGCAGGAUACAACCAACGAAUCCUGUUCUAACAUUGAACCUGAUUCUUUUUGGGAGAUCGACGAGCUUUACUUCUCAGAAACUGACAGUGAAGAUAGCCAACCUACUGAUGAAGUUGAUGAUGAUGACUUUGACACGGGUUUACAUAAUGAAGAUAUCAACUCUUCAUUUUCCGAAGAAGGUGACUUUAUAGAGCUGGAUGAUCUUGAACUGGAUGACCUCACGGACGAUGAUGAGCCAGUUAUUGAUGAAAGCGUAGAAUCAUUCACAACAAACGCUUGUUGGGCCAUUAUAAGCGUGCCCUUACUACUAUCCCUAUUUAAAUUCUGUCCCGAAUGCGGAGCCCGGUCAGUCAUCAAGAGGAUAAACUGUGCUGGAUUUGGCAUAGUGGUCAAUUACAGGUGUUAUGGUAUUCUGCCUCACGAAGGAGUCUGGAGAAGCUCACGCCUGAGACAGAAAAAGUAUGAGUGCAACCUUGUAGUUUCUGCUGCAGCUUUUUUGUGUGGGAUGAGUUAUAGUGUUUUAGAAUCGUUCAUGACUUGUUUAUCUGUUCCAUACAUAACAUGCUCAAGUUUCUAUAAAAACAACACGACCAAUCUAUACCCUAUAAUCGUCGACCAAUGGACGUCUAUGAGGACAGCUUUGCUAGAGAGUCGCAGUCAGUUGGAACACGUUGACAUCGCAGGAGAUGGGCACUUCGACUCGCCCGGUUGGUGUGCGAAGUUUUGCACUUAUAGCAUUCUAGAUAUCAAGACAGGUGCUAUUCUUGACUUUUUCGUCGCCCAAAAGGGGAUGUACAGAGGCGACCUGGAAACGUUUGCGUGCAAGGAAGUCCUACUCAACCUUGUUAGCCAAGGGCUGAAAGUCCGACACUUCGUGACCGAUGAGAAUACGAGGAUUGCAAAGCUGAUGAGGACCUUCUUUACCAGUAUUACUCACAACUAUGAUAUUUGGCACAAAGCGAGGCUGGUGAAAAGAAAGCUCAUGGAAAUGUCUAAAAAACUACCAAAGCUGUCGGAGUUUGUUGCCCCUAUCGUCAAUCAUUUCUGGUAUAGCUGUAAGAAAUGUGCAGGGGACCCGAAAGAGUUAGUGGAAAGGGUUCAUUCGACUUUACUGCACAUUAGUAACCAUCACGCCUGGACAGCCGAUCCCUUCGAGCCUCUAAAACUACAACUGCAGAAAGAACGGAAUGAAAAAAGAAAGAAGCAAAUUGUUUUGACCUCUGAAAAGCUAUAUCCUUACUUUCAUAAAGUGAAGCACUGCGAUCACUCUUCAAGGGUAAAACACAGGACGCUACAGGGGCUAAAGUGGUUUAAAAUAGAAAGUGAAGAAUUCACCUCUUUAUUCAAGUACUUCACCAGCACCCGCUUCAUAAGUUCCAUCCAGUUGUGUUGUAACUUUCUACACACAGGGGCUUUGGAAGUUUAUCACAAUGUGAGACUAAAGCUCUUGCCUAAACGGACUUCCUAUUCCCUAAACAGAAUGGUAGUGGGCUCUAUGGUUAUUGCUAUAGAAAUCAAUAAGAACUUAACCAGCAACAGAAAAGAAUUUUGGUCCUAUUCUAAGAGCCAAAAGAAAUAUGUAAGCAAAAGCAGAGUCAUCAACAAGGACUACUCUUACAGAAAAGAUAUCUUGCAAGGAAUGUGGGACUAUGUUGGAGAGGGAAAAGAGCCCCGCAGUAUAGCCACCAUGCUCAAGGAAAGUCAGUACGUGAAAAGAACAAUUCCUAAGAAUAUCACGGGACUAAAAAUUCCAAAAAAGUCAACUUUGCUUGACCGAUCUAGAUUUUGAUUGGAAUAGUUUUGUUUUAUUUGUUAGAGUGACCUCUAGUGGAAAAUACGCUGGAUUUAGUAAUUCAAUGGAUAAUAUAUAAUGAUUUUACAGUCAGGGUAGUUUUGCACAUAAAACGCGUAGAAUUUGUGCAAUCAUGACACAUUCGUUUUAACCGGUAAUACUGAGCACUAGUAGUUUGUUAUUGUUAACACGAUUAGUUAUUUAAAUAUGCCAUCUCUUAUCACUAGUUACAAGUUAUAAUAUCGCCAGUUAUUUUAGUAUUUUGAGUCACAUUCAAUUCUUCAAUACUCGAACGAUGUUACCGUUCUAGAUUUUGAAUUGAAUAGUUUUUUAUUUGUUAGAGUGACCUCUUGUGUAGAUUGACUUUUAUUUCAUCGCCAGUGUAGUGUUUUCAGUCCACCACGUUUAAUACU
Bolinopsis microptera is the source of this 2587-nucleotide messenger RNA. RefSeq lists its product as uncharacterized. NCBI's taxonomy places the organism in Eukaryota, Metazoa, Ctenophora, Tentaculata, Lobata, Bolinopsidae. Bases 96 to 2171 code for a protein of 691 amino acids. The record is from RefSeq and is a predicted model, not a curated record. The transcript has a single exon.